Molecule: messenger RNA, 2896 nt
Organism: Jaculus jaculus (lesser Egyptian jerboa)
Lineage: Eukaryota; Metazoa; Chordata; Mammalia; Rodentia; Dipodidae
Gene: Mycn
Product: MYCN proto-oncogene, bHLH transcription factor
Exons: 3
Coding region: 333-2003 (556 amino acids)
Biological process (GO): regulation of transcription by RNA polymerase II
Molecular function (GO): protein dimerization activity; DNA-binding transcription factor activity, RNA polymerase II-specific; RNA polymerase II cis-regulatory region sequence-specific DNA binding
Source: RefSeq, a predicted model, not a curated record
GCUCGGCGAGCAGCUGGUUCACUGGGUGCAAGCCCGGGGGUCCAAAGGGGCGGGACGAGCACACCCCGGGUUUUCCAGCUUUGCUGCCUGCAGGCUGCAAAAAAGAAAAGCAAGUGGCUUUUGGCGCGAAAGCCUUGGCGCCUCCCCUGAUUUUUAUGGAAAUCAAGAGGGCGGGGUAAAGCGCUUUCCUCUGCUUUUCCCCCUCCCCCUUGUCUGCGCCACAGCCCCCUUCUCUCCCCGCCCCCCGGGUGUGUCAGAUUUUUCAGUUAAUAAUAUCCCCCGAGCUUCAAAGCGCAGCCAGUGACAGUCAUCUGUCUGGACGCGCUGGGUGGAUGCGGGGGGCUCCUGGGAACUGGGUUGAAGCCGAGCGAGCGCUAGCCAGGCGCGAGGGCGCACAGAUUGUAGCCUUCCGAGGACACCCCCCAUCCGCAGUCCACCCGGAGACCCCAGCGCCGGCCGAGUCGCCUGCAGAUCCCCGGCAGUCCUCAGGAGCGUUGGAGGUUGGUGCGGCCCUCUGCGCCCCCACGGGAAGGAAGCACACCCCUAUAUUAAAACGAGCGGAGAGGAAAGAAGCGGUCAAUCGCAGGCCGGGAGGAGAACCAAUGCCCAGCUGCACUGCGUCCACCAUGCCCGGGAUGAUGUGCAAGAACCCAGACCUCGAGUUUGACUCUCUGCAACCCUGCUUCUACCCGGACGAAGACGACUUCUACUUCGGCGGUCCCGAUUCGACCCCCCCGGGGGAGGACAUCUGGAAGAAGUUUGAGCUGCUACCCACGCCCCCGUUGUCGCCCAGCCGCGCCUUCCCGGAGCACAGCCCGGAGCCCUCGAACUGGGCCACCGAGAUGCUACUGCCCGAGGCCGACCUGUGGGGCAACCCAGCCGAGGAGGAUGCGUUCGGUCUGGGGGGACUGGGCGGCCUCACCCCCAACCCGGUCAUCCUCCAGGACUGCAUGUGGAGCGGUUUCUCCGCCCGCGAGAAGCUGGAACGCGCCGUUAGCGAGAAGCUGCAGCACGGCCGCGGGUCUCCGGCCACCAGCCCCGCUGCCCCUGCCCCCGGAGCGGGCGCCGCCAACCCUGCUGGCCGCGCUCACGGCGGAACCGCGAGUGCCGGCCGCGCCGGGACCACCUUGCCGGCGGAGCUCGCCCACCCGGCCGCCGAGUGCGUGGAUCCCGCGGUGGUCUUCCCCUUCCCGGUGAACAAGCGCGAGCCGGCGCCCGUGCCCGCCACUCCCACCAGUACCCCCGCAGCAAGCGCUGUGGUCGCCAGUGUCGCAGCCCCGGCCGCCGCUCCGCUAGCAGCCCCUCCGCGCGCAAGUGGACGCCCGGCCGGCAGUGGUGACCACAAGGCCCUCAGCACCUCUGGAGAGGACACCCUGAGCGACUCAGAUGACGAGGACGAGGAGGAAGAAGAUGAAGAAGAAGAAAUCGAUGUGGUCACCGUGGAGAAGAGGAGGUCCUCCUCCAACAACAAGGCGGUCACCACGUUCACCAUCACGGUGCGCCCCAAGAACGUGGCGGCGGCGGCUGCACUGGGCCUGCGCGCGCCGCCGGCCAGCGAGCUGAUCCUCAAGCGCUGCGUCCCCAUCCACCAGCAGCACAACUACGCCGCGCCUUCUCCCUAUGUGGAGAGCGAGGAUGCGCCGCCCCAGAAGAAGAUCAAGAGCGAGGCGUCCCCCAGGCCCCUCAAGAGCGUCGUCCCCUCCAAGACCAAGAGCCUGAGCCCCCGAAACUCAGACUCGGAGGACAGCGAGCGACGCCGCAACCACAACAUCCUGGAGCGCCAGCGCCGCAACGACCUGCGCUCCAGCUUCCUGACGCUCAGGGACCAUGUGCCCGAGCUGGUGAAGAACGAGAAGGCCGCCAAGGUGGUCAUCUUGAAAAAGGCCACCGAGUAUGUCCACGCCCUGCAGGCCAGCGAGCACCAGCUCCUGCUGGAAAAGGAGAAACUGCAGGCAAGGCAGCAGCAGUUGCUAAAGAAAAUCGAACACGCUCGGACUUGCUAAAACAUUUUUCAAAUGGACAGUCACUGCCACUUUGCACAUUUUGAUUUCUUUUUUAAAACAUUGUUGUUGACAUUAAGAAUGUUGGUUUACUUUCAAAAUCUCGGUCCCCUGUCGAGUUUGGAUCUGGGUAGGGGGCAGAACGCGGGGUUCUUCUGCCAGGACCUUUUGUAGAGCCUGGAUUUGGGAUGCUGGGUGGCUUGUUUCUCCACCUCACCUCAGUGACAGCCAUGAAAGUUCAAGGACAGUUAGGAGCCUGGGGAAGGCUGUCAAGUCACCUUGUUCUGUCCAAGUUUCCAAACAGUCAUUCCUUCUUUUACAAUGGUGCUUAAGUUCCAGCAGAUGCCACGGAAAGGGGUGCCACUUAAGGCCCCUGGGGAACAGUUCUGUAAAUACCAUUGAUACACACCCGCCUUUUGUAUACGUCCUGGGUAAUGAGAGGUGGCUUUUGCGGCCAGUAUUAGACUGGAAGUUCACACCUAAGUACUGUAAUAAUACCUCAAUGUUUGAGGAGCAUGUUUUGUAUACAAAUAUAUUGUUAAUCUCUGUUAUGUACUGUACUAAUUCUUACACUGCCUGUAUACUUUAGUAUGAUACUGAUACAUAACUACAUUUGAUACUUAUAUUUUCGUAUGAAAAUGAGUUGUGAAAGUUUUGAGUAGAUAUUACUUUAUCACUUUUUGAACUAAGAAACUUUUGUAAAGAAAUUUACUAUAUAUAUAUUCCUUUUUCCUAGCCUGUUUCUUCCUGUUAAUGUAUUUGUUCAUGUUUGGUGCAUAGAACUGGGUAAAUGCAAAGUUCUGUGUUUAAUUUCUUCAAAAUGUAUAUAUUUAGUGCUGCAUCUUAUAGCACUUUGAAAUACCUCAUGUUUAUGAAAAUAAAUAGCAAUUAAAUGA